AUGACGCGAAUCGUUUCGCAGUCCGUUGUUCCACGCGACAUCACAGAGGAGUUUACGCAAGCUGCAUCAAAAUUAAAGACCGGUCAACUCGUCAAAGAUGAACACUUUACGCUUUUCGAGGCCGUGGGUGCGCUGGAAAUCAUGGAUCCCAAAAUGGACAGUGGAUACCUCGGCCCCGAAGAGAAAGGACAGGGAUUGGAGGAUGACUACGAUAUCUUGCGCGAGCUUACCCCGGAGGAAGUAGUAUGGAUUAUGGAUGAAUUGCUUUGCCAUGAGAUGGCAUGGCAUAUGGGUCAUCCUCUUUCACAGACUCUCUUCACCUCGCUCUACCUUGACAAGCUUUUAUGGCCUAUACCGAAGAACAUUGAAGAUGCCCAUUUUGGACGUGAGGGACUUUCUGUGGGCAGGGAACAACCAGAUCUGGUCCAUAUCGUGCUACGAGCGUAUUGUCUUGCCUUGGUCAAGUGCUGCGACUUUGUCCACGCGCGAGUGACUUCAGAGUUCUAUUAUGAGGAAGAGGACUUUAGCACCCAACUCUAUAACCGGACAUUACUAUCGCAUUUUGCAUACGAGCAUUUCCCCAGUCUUUUGAACCGUGCGAUUUCCUGGAUCGAUGAGCAGGAAUCCAUUGACGCUGCUGCGAAAAGUGCAAUAAAAUCUCGUUUAUUAUUUCGGCAAGAGUUCCUUCUGGGCCUGCAGCAGGAUAUCAAUAUUUUGGAGACCAGGCCAGUGGUGAAAAUCAGCUUUGAGGAUGCGCUGGCGCAUCUCGAACGGCUGUGCCAGGACGGAAUUCACCUCAAUCAAAUUCUUGACUACAGAGGGCCAUACAAUCUGAAAGUGGCCAUUUGGACCCUUCUCUCCCGUAAACCUCAGCCAUCAGUGUACAUUCGAUCCCUUGUUCAGUCCAUUAUUAUGGACCAGUCUACCGUCCUCGGGUCUGUCCCAGUUAAGCAGUUUCUCUACGACGAACUGGCGGCGCUUGUUCUCCCUUCCAGUAUACUGCUCGAGGCAAGCCUUGACGAAACCGAAGUUCCUUCAGACCCCCGCUUUCAGAUCGCUCAAUUGAUGGACGGCUUCGUUAGACGAUUUUCUCAGCCAUUUGUGGAUACAUUCCGAAGUGCAUGUUUGAAUCGCUGCCGUAUCCGCCGCACCGUCUGUCAUACUCUCGCCGAUUGGGACAAUCUGCAAAUGGAGGCCGAAGAUCUUGACGAACAGCUUCGGACGCUGAGCGAAGAACCGCCAUUAUCACUUCCAAAUGGAGACACUACGUACUCGUACCCUCUUAGCAGCUGGGCCUACCACCAGAAGCUGAUCCAAUUCCGAUUAAUUCUCCAACUCGGGUUCGAGCUGUCCAUAUACGGUCCAGAAGAGCUCCCCGGAAUGUACUGGUAUUUAUCGCACAUCUGCUCGACCCAUCUCGGUCAUAUUGAUCGAAUCCGAACAUUCAUCCUCGCGGCCGUCCAGCGGAACCGACGCUCGCCCACCCAACACGCCACCCUCCGAUCAUCAUUCCUCCUCUUCGACCGACUAACGACGCAGAUCGUCGCCAUCGACGCCUUCGCAAUAGCUCUGCACGCCCUCUAUGUCCUUCUAUCUCGCCAUAGAAUUCUACCCACUGCCUCGGCGCCUAACGCCUACUCAAACGACCAAUUCCGUUACGAGCUUCGUAUGAAGCCCUUUCUUCAAAUCACGCUCCCCGAACUCGUGCCCUAUGAAGAAUACCGUCGCGAAGCUACAUUGCAGGGUGACAGCGACGAGAUUGUCAUGGAGCGCGCUACCAAGGCCAUCGGCGAAGCUCGAAAGGCCUGGGAAGCGACGCUCGCCAAUGGCCCAUUCGACAAUUUCAAUGACGAGAAACCGGAUGCGCCUGCUCUCGAAGAGGACUGGAAACGCGACGUGAAGGAUACAAUGCGAGCGUGCAUUGGCGCUAGCAUUGCUAUCGAGACUGUAAAGAAAGCGAUUGCCAAUAACGCCACUGGCGACGCAGAGUCACUCGGUCUUCGAGUUAACAUUCCCGAUGCUGGCUCCAAGAAUCGUUGGCAUGACUGGUGGGCCGUUCCGCAAGUUUCACAGGUACAGACACAAUCUCCCAGUACAACUUCAAAGUCAUGA
This is a messenger RNA of Aspergillus nidulans FGSC A4, 2112 nucleotides long. RefSeq names its product N-alpha-acetyltransferase 35, NatC auxiliary subunit. Lineage: Eukaryota; Fungi; Ascomycota; Eurotiomycetes; Eurotiales; Aspergillaceae. Gene Ontology annotation, cellular component: cytoplasm; NatC complex. The record is from RefSeq and is a predicted model, not a curated record. The transcript has 9 exons. Bases 1 to 2112 code for a protein of 703 amino acids.